AGCGUCUGUCUGUCUGGAGCUGCUCUCCACCUCCCUCAGUCUGCUGGGGUUUCUGCUGCCGCUUAGUGAAAAACGAUGGAGAAAACGAUGGAGCUGAAAAUGUUGCUGGAGUCAUCUCUGAAGCGGAUCUUUCAGGCGACUGUGACCGACAUCCUGGUCUCGGUGGAGCAGACCCUCUCUGAGUACCAGGGAACAAUCCAGACGAUCCAGACCGAGAACGAAGGUCUGAAGCGGCUGCUGUCUGCACAGAGGAGCGCAGAGUCCCUCCAUGAAGGUCUGCUGUCCUCAGAUGCCGCUGCACAGUUUUCUGGCUCAGAUUGGAACAAUCAUCUUAUUACUUCUUCUAAUUCUCAACUAGAAGAACAGGCGUGUGUGGACAAGUCCGGUAGAAUCUCAGCUCCUGUGAAAACAGAACCUCAUUUGGAAGAAAGUGGUCAUGUUGACCUCUGCCAGCCAUCUCUGAAUCAGACCGUGAAGCUGGUGAAGAAUGAAAGCUCAGAGGUUACUGGUGAUGCAUUCACAGAUGUGCAUCUGCUGGAUCCUUCAAGCCCUAAACAUGAAUGUAGGGAAAGUGACCUCAGUGCUAAAGUCGCUGUUGUUUCCAAAGGCUACACACAGGAGGGACAUUUUAUCAAGAUUGAGAAAGAGGAGGAGGCUGAAGCACUGCCAGACCAUGAAGGUGAUGGUUUGUCUCAGCCAGAGCUCAAUUAUGCACUGAAGCAUCAGGAAGCAGAGUUGGAUCAAAGAUGGUUGGAAGGAGAAAGCACAAAGGAUGUGCAGCAGGUAGAAGGAACAUUGGAGCAAAAUAAUUCACCCGUUAUUCCUGAAGAAGAUACCCAAGAACAAAGCAGCAACUUUUUACGCUGUCCUAUCUGUCCAAAGACAUUUAGCCAAGCAGCUUCGCUCACUACUCACAUCAAAACUCACAGCAAGAGUAAAGAUCGCAGCUGCAGUGUUUGUGGGAAAACCUUCAAGCGGGAAGAAGACCUCAUUUCUCACAAGCACACCCACACGGGAGAAAAACGGCAUGGCUACGAUAUCUGCAGCAAGACGUCCACCCCUCCAGGCAAGCUCAGGGUGCACAGGCGCAUCCAUACCGGAGAGAAGCCCUUCUCCUGCUCAUACUGUGGGAAAUGUUUCAAUAACUACAAUCACCUUAAGCCCCACCUAAGGACUCACACCGGGGAGAAGCCGUACGGCUGCCAGCAGUGUGGUAAAACAUUCAAAAGCAGUGGAAACCGUCAGAGGCACGUGAGGACUCACACGGGCGAGCGGCCUCACAGCUGCACUCAGUGUGGCAAGAGGUUCAGCACCCUCAGCUACCUCAAAACACAUUACAGGACCCACACUGGGGAGAAGCCGUAUGGCUGUAAGCAGUGCAGGAAGACUUUCAGCCGGGCUUCAGUCCUUAAGAUCCACAUGCGGAUCCACACUGGAGAAAGGCCGUACGGCUGCAAUGAGUGUGGCAAGAAAUUUCCUUGGUCCAGCAGCCUGAAGGUGCACCUGAAGACUCACACGUAAGAGAUGGAGUACAGCUGCACAUACUGCAAGACGAGCUUUAGCACGUCCUGCCACCUGAAAAGACACACGAUGGUGCACAUCAAGGAGAAGGUUCUUUUUCCGCAGUCAGUGUGGGGAAGAUCUAUGCGAUACACAAUCCUUUAAAAAGCACCUUAAGAGUCACGCAUCACAGGAGUAAAACCUGCAGAGUGCAGGAAGUACAAGUGAGGCUGCAAGAAACCUAGCAGGGUCUGCAACUGAGCUUUGAUGUAUGACAGAAACUUAAACCAGUUGACUUAAAAGUAUGUGAAUAACAGAUAUGGGAUUUUUAAAACAUUACAAUACACUGUUGUAGUAAAUUGAUGUGUUUAGCAUAUAAUAUAAUAUCUAAAAGCUGUGACUUUUUAUAUGUCUUCAUAUUGUAGCGCACUCUGAGAGACAAGAAGACCAAAUGCGGCAUUUAUAAAAGCUGAUUUUGCUUAAAAAAUGCUGGAAGAUUUUUUUUUGUCUUUCAUGUCAUAUCAGAAAUAAAGGCCCUCUAAAUGAAUGGGAACUAGUAGAGGGCUUCUAUUUGUGGUAAAUUCACACACAUGUACAUGAUGGGUUAGAUCUGUCAUCUUUCAUUGUAAUUGUUGUCUUUAAUUAAAUAGUUUAAUCCAAAGACUUUAUUUUUCCUUCACCAAAUGAAAUAAUUUCUUGAAUCAGAGCUUUCAGGUCAUAAAUUACAAGGGGCACAUUUUGGAAAGCUUCAGAAUAUUCUGUUAAAAAUGUUUUAAGUUUUACAAAAUUGAAGCAAUUGUUUGCUGCCAGUACCAAAUGUUGAGCUGGGGUCCUUCUCUUCCAAAGGCAUCUUUGAAAGAGAAGUUAAUUCUCCAGUGGGUUGUGCAGUGGCACAGUUGAUAGCACUGUUGGCUCACGGCAAGUAGGGUUGUGGGUUUGAAUCUCUGCCUGGGCUCUAUCUGAAUAGAGUUUGCAUGUUGUCCCUAUGGAUGCAUGGGCUCUUUUUCCGGGUACACCGGCUUCCUCCCUCAGACCAAUAACAUGACUGUUAAUCGGCCUCUCCAAAUUGUUCCUCUCAAGGUGCGUUCACAUUGAACGCGAAUGUGGCAGGCUGAGCAACAGGUUUACGUGAUUUCCCUAUGCACAGGUACAACACAGGAGCGAUGUGACGCUAAGCGAGGCCACAGAGACAAUUCUAGCAACGCAAAAGGCUUAUUUUUAAGGCUUUCAGUUUUGGUAAUUUGAUUGAAUAUAGGGUUGUGUUUGAAUUCAGUGUUCUUUAUUUAAAAAUAGGUAAUCGAGAAACAGCAUAAAAUGGCCAGGGCUGUACUUAAAAUGUUUAUUUUUUAUUUUUUUAUGAUUAUCAAUAUCAAUUUGCCGAUAUGCUAUUUUCCUAUAUCAUCCAGCACUAAAAGCAACAUUAUAAUUCAACAUCCUUUUGGUCUUUUUACAUAAAAAAAAUAAACAUUCCUAAUUACUCCACAACCAUAGGUGGCAGUUUACUGACCUGUGAGCUCAAAGAAAAACAAUAAAAAAAAAUUAAAAAUGUAUUGAACAUCUGGAACAUUGACAAUUAUAAAAGCUUUAGCUCUUAUCAAAAGAUCUGUAAUAAACAUAUAAGAAAUUAAAUAUCUUCUACAUUUUCCAACAUUUCCAAAAGCAAAACAAGGAAUUCAGAGAACCUAAACAAACAAGACAGAAGAAACAAAAAUACAUGCAAAAAAAAACACUAAGGGGCCGAUAACUGAAAAUCUUCCAUUAUCCUGUACAACCUUUUUGCAUUAUUGUUUUGCAUCUUUCUCAGACACCUUUGAAACAAGCGUAGCUCAUUUUUGAGAGCAGGGAAAUUAGGGCGUUUACCAAAUCUACAUUUAUGUAUGUGGUAUUUUGUUGCAAUAAUUACAAUAUUAACCUGGAAUUCCAUAUCAUUCUUUUUGAGAAAUAAACCGAAAUGGAUGUGUUGAAAUGAGAAAAAGAACAAUAUUUGUGGAUUUGGAAGAUAAGAAGUUGUGGAGUAAUCUCCAUGCAUUUUUAACAUCUCUACAUUCAUUGAACAAGUGUUUAGUUGUUUCCUGUUGUGUUUUACAGAAACUAAAAUUUUCUACAUCAAAUUUAAAUCUUUCUCUUAUGAACUCCUUAGAAGGAUAAAUGAUAUUCAUUGUUUUAGAAUGCAGUUCUUUAUAUUUAGGAGGAAUUGGAAAAUUACUUUGUCCUAAUUAAAGAUAUUGAAGAUUUGUCAAAGUUUUGUAAGUUAAGUGUUUUUUGUUCUCUCCGGGUACAAAAUGUAUUAUCACAUUUCUUUUCAAUAAUAUCCACACCAUCAAUUUGAAUCUAGUGUAACCUUGGUAUUAUGAUGUAAGAUAAAUUAUAUUUUACUGAGAGGAUGAGGAUGUUGGGAAUCUUUUAUAUUACUUUCUUGUAAUUUGCCUCAGAACAAUCAAUUCUAUACUUGUUAAAUUCCUCCAAAUUAAGGAUGCCACUGUUUUUGUCCAAUAAGUGCAAAAAAGACCAGAUUUGUUUUUUCCACCAGUCUUCCAUAAAUAUAGAUUUUGUUCGACUCAGUAUGACUCUGCUGUUCCAUUAUGGAACAUUAGGGGGACUAAAGUUGUGUUUAAACAUCGUUUUCCUAGAAAAAUAUCAAACUAUCUUAUCCUCUAAGAGGAGACUGGUGGUGCAUCCAAAAAGUUCUAAUUGGUAAGGACUAUUUAGCUAAAGCAGAAGUGCAUCAGCGUUCACCUUGAUAAGUGCUGUCGGAAUAGUGCAGUCAGUUGAAAAUGUCCAGAGGGAAGAGAGCGCACACGUGUAAGUAGCACCAUUUAUCCACAUAUUGCAUGACUUAUCGGUCAUCCAUAUGGAUAACAGGCCUUUGGCCUUCUCCUCUUUUCUUGUCUACAGCAAAUAAGCUCCAUUAGCUAGUGUAACAGUGUAAACACAAACGUUUAAAUCAAAGGAAGCAAUGUAAGGCAGAGUGAUGUGAUGAAAUAUAUUGUAUAUGUACAUGUGAACCUUGAAAAUUAAACUGAUUAUUUGUUUAUGUUGUACACAUAGUUGAUUUUGCAUAUAAUAUGUAUUUACCAUUUUCUGUUAAAAAUGAUUCAUACAGUUAAAAAAGUUAAAAUAAAUUAAAGCAAUUGUAUCGGCUGCUGUUAGACCGAGAAAGUCUUUGUAAGUUUUGUCCGGAAAACAUAAGAAAUAAAGCAAUAAAAAAAA
Molecule: messenger RNA, 4710 nt
Organism: Fundulus heteroclitus (mummichog)
Lineage: Eukaryota; Metazoa; Chordata; Actinopteri; Cyprinodontiformes; Fundulidae
Product: zinc finger protein 616-like
Exons: 2
Coding region: 76-1521 (481 amino acids)
Biological process (GO): regulation of transcription by RNA polymerase II
Cellular component (GO): nucleus
Molecular function (GO): RNA polymerase II transcription regulatory region sequence-specific DNA binding; DNA-binding transcription factor activity, RNA polymerase II-specific
Source: RefSeq, a predicted model, not a curated record